Molecule: messenger RNA, 2591 nt
Organism: Peromyscus eremicus (cactus mouse)
Lineage: Eukaryota; Metazoa; Chordata; Mammalia; Rodentia; Cricetidae
Gene: Frs3
Product: fibroblast growth factor receptor substrate 3
Exons: 6
Coding region: 664-2145 (493 amino acids)
Biological process (GO): cell surface receptor protein tyrosine kinase signaling pathway
Cellular component (GO): cytoplasm
Source: RefSeq, a predicted model, not a curated record
UGUCACUCUUGUAGAGUAUGUUGGGAGGAAUGUAGGGAACAGGUCAAUGGGUUGUUCCAGGUUCUUCCAGAGCAGCAGAAGUUCCUGGAUAAUCCACAGCCUCAUGGCUUUUUGCAGCAAAGUGAACCUCUUUAAACUGCUGGCGGGGCCUAGAGUGUCGCUCCACAGCGGAACACUUGAGUAGUGAGCACAGAGAACGGGAUUGGAUUUCCCACACAAAGACCAAAACAACAACAAAACCUCUUGUUGGGAUCUGUCCAAGUAUUUCUUGUUCCCUCAGGUCACAAAGGUCUGAGUGGUUUCCUCUCCAUAUUAAGGCAGAAACCUGUCUGUCGAGACCUGUCAUCCAAUUACCAGUAUCCUGAAGGGAAAAGCUGGCUAAGGUCUCUAAUCUCGCUUGGUCUUUGGGAAGAAAACAGCAUUUUGUUAGUUGUUUUAGUUUUGGAGUGCUGGGAAUUGAAUCUGGUGCCUCAUAUAAAGUAUCUACCCCUGAGCUACAUGCUCAGUCCCAACAUUUUUUUUUUUCCUCAGUGAAGAAUUGCCUAAUCAAGGUUUUAAAAAAAUCAUGCUAGUUUGAGCCCAGCCUGGUAGUAUGUGCUCUUACCCCCAGCACGUGGAAAGUAAAGACAAGAAGAUCGCUGGUGGAUAGGCUGCUCUGACACCAUGGGGAGCUGCUGUAGCUGCCUGGACAGAGACAGCGUGCCACACAACCACCCUACCAAGUUCAAGGUGACAAACGUGGAUGAUGAGGGCGUGGAGCUGGGCUCGGGGGUGAUGGAGCUGACCCAGAGUGAGCUGGUGCUGCACCUGCAUCAGCGGGAAGCCGUGCGCUGGCCUUACCUCUGCCUGCGACGCUAUGGUUAUGACUCCAACCUCUUCUCCUUUGAGAGUGGCCGCCGCUGUCAGACGGGCCAGGGGAUCUUUGCUUUCAAGUGCUCACGGGCAGAGGAAAUCUUCAACCUGCUGCAGGACCUCAUGCAAUGUAACAGCAUCAACGUGAUGGAAGAGCCAGUCAUCAUCACCCGUAACAGCCACCCCCAAGAGCUCGACCUCCCCCGAGGGCCCUCACAGCCCACUGGCUACACUGUCUCCAGCCUCUCCAAUGGCUGCCCUGGCUGCCCUGGAGAGGGCACACGGUUCUCCGCUCCCCGCCGACCCUCCACAAGCAGCCUGCGACACCCCUCGCUUGGAGAAGAGUCCACCCACAACCUCAUUGGCUCCGAUGAGCAGUCCCACACCUAUGUCAACACACCGACUGGCGAAGAAGACCACCGCAGGAGUCGCCACUGCCUGCAGCCACUGCCUGAGGGCCGGGCACCCUUUCCACCACAGACCUGGGGUUCCGACCAGCGGGACCCACAGGUGUUCUUGCAACCAGGGCAGGUCAAGUUUGUGUUGGGCCCCACCCCUGCUCGGCGGCAGGUGAUGAAGUGUCAGAGCCUCUGCCCCAGCAUGCACGACCCUCCCCAUCACAACAACAACGAAGGUCCUUCUGAGUGCCCAGCCCAGCCCAAAUGCACCUACGAGAAUGUCAGCGGGAGCCUGCGGCCAGGGGCUGGCUGGAGACUGAGCCCGGAGGAGCCAGGGUGGAGUGGCCUGGCCCACCGUCGGGCUGCCCUGCUGCACUAUGAGAACCUUCCCCCGCUUCCCCCUGUGUGGGAGAGCCAAGUCCAGCAGCUGGGCGGGGAGGCUGGGGAUGAUGGGGACUCCAGGGAUGGGCUUACACCAUCCUCAAAUGGCUUCCCCGAUGGUGAGGAGGAUGAAACCCCACUACAGAAACCCACCAGCACCAGGGCCUCUGCCCGUAGCCACAGCAGCUUCCCUGUCCCACUGACCCGCCGCCACCGAGGCUCCCCAAGGGUCUUCAACUUUGAUUUCCGCCGGCCAGGCCCUGAGCCAUCAAGGCAGCUCAACUACAUCCAGGUGGAGCUUAAGGGCUGGGGCACAGACCGUCCCAAGGGGUCCCAGGACCCCUCGGUAUCUGGAGCUCCUGGACCCACCCCACACCCUGCUCGCAGCUCAGACUCCUAUGCCGUGAUUGACCUCAAGAAGACCGUGGCCAUGUCCAACCUGCAGAGGGCUCUGCCCCGAGAUGACGGCACUGUCAGGAAGACUCGGCACAACAGCACCGACCUGCCUCUGUAGACCCGUCCUCCACCUGCCUCUGCUCCUGCAGGGAGACCUCCACCUCACCCAGCAGCCCAGGACUCACGGCUGCUUUGCAGAAGACGCUGGGGUGGACCACGUGUUUCCCUGCAUUGCUGGAGUCCCCAGGGAUGUCAGCCACCGAGAGUCCAGUUCCCCAAGCUGGGGAGGGGAGAGGGUGAGCUGGAGAGGAGGGAGCCGUGGUGUAAACUGUGAAGGGUUCCCAAGGUUGCAUUUUGCACCCUUCCCUAAUGUCCAUUUGUCUAGUCUGUCAGCUGUCUGUCUGUGUGUGGUUUCUUUUUCUUUUCUUUUUUCUUUUUUUCUUCUUGGUUGGAGUUUUGAAACAUUUUGUACCUGAUGAUUUUAUUUAUCAGUUUAUUUUUCUAUUUAUUGUUUUAAAUGUAACUUAACAUAUUUAUUAUUAAUAUAAUUAUUUUUAAAUUCUG